Molecule: messenger RNA, 902 nt
Organism: Melitaea cinxia (Glanville fritillary)
Lineage: Eukaryota; Metazoa; Arthropoda; Insecta; Lepidoptera; Nymphalidae
Product: U3 small nucleolar ribonucleoprotein protein IMP3
Exons: 4
Coding region: 278-826 (182 amino acids)
Biological process (GO): rRNA processing
Cellular component (GO): small-subunit processome; small ribosomal subunit; Mpp10 complex
Molecular function (GO): structural constituent of ribosome; rRNA binding; snoRNA binding
Source: RefSeq, a predicted model, not a curated record
UCUUUGACUUGACUCUUGACAGUGACAUAAAUUUUGUUGCUUAGGUACCUACUCGCUUUGUUUAUUUUAUUGUAUUAAAAUUUUUAAAUAUCAAUUACUUUAAAAAAUAGUGUUUAAGCAGUUAAGAUUGUGUCAAUUUGAAUUACAAAUGAAUACUGUUUUUUAUUCUUUUUCUUCUGUAACUUAAUAAUUAGUAAAUUAGAAAUUCAAAAUCAAGCUCACGUGUUCUAAAAUUUUGUGUUAGUUUUAAGUUAAAGUACAUAUAAGACUAUACGAAAUGGUCCGAAAACUUAAAUUUCAUGAGCAAAAAUUACUAAAAAAGGUAGAUUUUAUUUCAUGGAAAGUUGAUAAUAAUUUAAAUGAAGUUAAGGUUAUGAAAAAAUAUUUUGUUCAAAAACGUGAGGAUUACACUAAAUAUAAUAAAUUAUCAAGAGAAAUCAGAGAAUUAGCAAAUAAAAUAAAGGAUUUAGACGCUAGCUCAGAAUUCCGAACAGAAUCAAGUGCCCAACUACUUGAAAAGCUGUACCAGAUGGGUUUAAUUCCAACGCGAUGGGACCUAGCCCUCGCCAGCACUGUGUCAGCCAGUGCCUUCUGUAGAAGACGUCUCCCUGUGGUAAUGGUUCGAAAUAAAAUGUCAGAAUCAAUAAAAGAAGCAACAAAGUUCAUAGAACAAGGGCACGUAAGAGUAGGCCCAGAAGUUGUCAAGGAUCCUGCAUUCUUAGUCACACGGUCUUUGGAGGAUUUCGUCACAUGGGUUGAUGGUUCAGCUAUCAGAAAACACGUUCUGGAGUAUAAUGAAAUGAGGGAUGAUUUUGAAAUGAUAUGAAAAUGAAAGGAUUAGUGGUAAGAGUAACAAUAUAAGUAUGUUUGUAAAUAAUUUAAUAAAUAAUUUUAGUACUAAA